Messenger RNA from Homo sapiens (human), 2847 nucleotides. RefSeq names its product histone deacetylase 11 (gene HDAC11). The coding region runs from base 224 to 1114 and encodes 296 amino acids. The transcript has 10 exons. Gene Ontology annotation, cellular component: nucleus. NCBI's taxonomy places the organism in Eukaryota, Metazoa, Chordata, Mammalia, Primates, Hominidae. Gene Ontology annotation, molecular function: histone deacetylase activity; histone deacetylase activity, hydrolytic mechanism; DNA-binding transcription factor binding. The record is from RefSeq and is marked reviewed.
GGUCGCGGAGCUGCGGCCAGCUUUGGGAGGGCCGGCCCCGGGAUGUGAGUGCCGCGGGGCGAGGGCGGGGGUGGGCUCCCAGGGGUCCCGGUGGGCGGGCGCGCUAGGGCGAGGGCGGGGACGGCCGGGCGGGCGCGCCAGGCUACACACAACCCAGCUGUACCAGCAUGUGCCAGAGACACGCUGGCCAAUCGUGUACUCGCCGCGCUACAACAUCACCUUCAUGGGCCUGGAGAAGCUGCAUCCCUUUGAUGCCGGAAAAUGGGGCAAAGUGAUCAAUUUCCUAAAAGAAGAGAAGCUUCUGUCUGACAGCAUGCUGGUGGAGGCGCGGGAGGCCUCGGAGGAGGACCUGCUGGUGGUGCACACGAGGCGCUAUCUUAAUGAGCUCAAGAGGAAGGUGCUGAGGCCCCUUCGGACCCAGACAGGAGGAACCAUAAUGGCGGGGAAGCUGGCUGUGGAGCGAGGCUGGGCCAUCAACGUGGGGGGUGGCUUCCACCACUGCUCCAGCGACCGUGGCGGGGGCUUCUGUGCCUAUGCGGACAUCACGCUCGCCAUCAAGUUUCUGUUUGAGCGUGUGGAGGGCAUCUCCAGGGCUACCAUCAUUGAUCUUGAUGCCCAUCAGGGCAAUGGGCAUGAGCGAGACUUCAUGGACGACAAGCGUGUGUACAUCAUGGAUGUCUACAACCGCCACAUCUACCCAGGGGACCGCUUUGCCAAGCAGGCCAUCAGGCGGAAGGUGGAGCUGGAGUGGGGCACAGAGGAUGAUGAGUACCUGGAUAAGGUGGAGAGGAACAUCAAGAAAUCCCUCCAGGAGCACCUGCCCGACGUGGUGGUAUACAAUGCAGGCACCGACAUCCUCGAGGGGGACCGCCUUGGGGGGCUGUCCAUCAGCCCAGCGGGCAUCGUGAAGCGGGAUGAGCUGGUGUUCCGGAUGGUCCGUGGCCGCCGGGUGCCCAUCCUUAUGGUGACCUCAGGCGGGUACCAGAAGCGCACAGCCCGCAUCAUUGCUGACUCCAUACUUAAUCUGUUUGGCCUGGGGCUCAUUGGGCCUGAGUCACCCAGCGUCUCCGCACAGAACUCAGACACACCGCUGCUUCCCCCUGCAGUGCCCUGACCCUUGCUGCCCUGCCUGUCACGUGGCCCUGCCUAUCCGCCCCUUAGUGCUUUUUGUUUUCUAACCUCAUGGGGUGGUGGAGGCAGCCUUCAGUGAGCAUGGAGGGGCAGGGCCAUCCCUGGCUGGGGCCUGGAGCUGGCCCUUCCUCUACUUUUCCCUGCUGGAAGCCAGAAGGGCUUGAGGCCUCUAUGGGUGGGGGCAGAAGGCAGAGCCUGUGUCCCAGGGGGACCCACACGAAGUCACCAGCCCAUAGGUCCAGGGAGGCAGGCAGUUAACUGAGAAUUGGAGAGGACAGGCUAGGUCCCAGGCACAGCGAGGGCCCUGGGCUUGGGGUGUUCUGGUUUUGAGAACGGCAGACCCAGGUCGGAGUGAGGAAGCUUCCACCUCCAUCCUGACUAGGCCUGCAUCCUAACUGGGCCUCCCUCCCUCCCCUUGGUCAUGGGAUUUGCUGCCCUCUUUGCCCCAGAGCUGAAGAGCUAUAGGCACUGGUGUGGAUGGCCCAGGAGGUGCUGGAGCUAGGUCUCCAGGUGGGCCUGGUUCCCAGGCAGCAGGUGGGAACCCUGGGCCUGGAUGUGAGGGGCGGUCAGGAAGGGGUACAGGUGGGUUCCCUCAUCUGGAGUUCCCCCUCAAUAAAGCAAGGUCUGGACCUGCCUUCCCAGGCCCUUCUGUGGGGGUGAAGGUGGGGAAGGCCUGCGGCGCCCAGAUCACUGCCUUAGCAGUAGUCUUGCCUGUUCAGUGCAAGGGGCAGGUUUUGGGGGGAGGAAUUCUUAGCGCAAGGACGGGCCUCAGCCCUGUCGCCUCCAGGGGGCCGCUGACCCAGGUGGGGAGAGGGCAGAAGAAGGGUGGGGGACGUGGGCAGGCCAGGCUCACAGGUGGAAAUCAGGGAUGCAGGGUGGUGCCCAAGCCAGGUCCUGCAGGAACCCAGGCCCAGGGAGGGACCCAGACACUGGUGAGGCGGGGCAGGGGUUCCUGGAGAGAGGGCAGCGAGGAUCUCUAUCCUGGCCUGGGGAUUAUGAACAUAGGUAGCCGGGGCAGGGCCCUGGGUGGGACUGUGGCCUCCACUGGCCUCACCAAAGUGCCUGGGCCCCAAUCCUUCUCCAUGCCCAGGGGCCCCAGGUGGGCCAGACCUCUGGCCUGUUCCUCAGCCCUACUCAUGGGGACAUUCAGGGACCUCCAGGAAGUGGGCGGGGGAGCAUCCACCCCUGCUAGCCGGCAGCUGUGGCCCUGAUCAAAUCAGGGGCUGGGGAGGGAAAGUGGGUCCAUUGAGGUGGCCCUGCUCCAUCAGCCCCCUACGGGACUUGUGUUCAUUACAGUGAGGGGGUGCUCCCACUGUCUCCCGGCCUCCCUAAUGCUCCCUCUGCUGCAGGGAGAAGGGUUCCAAGAUCACAAAAUGUCAACAAUGCUGGCCUCCUGGACCAGACCCCGAGGCUCUAACAAUGCACUCUGAGAUCCCUACCCUUGCCGUUGGUCUCUGUCGCUGACUCGAGGCACCUAACAUCCAUUCACACCCAACACAGGCCAGCGACUUCUGGGGCUCAGCCACAGACAUGGUUUGUCACUGUUGAGCUUCUGUUCCUAGAGAAUCCUAGAGGCUUGAUUGGCCCAGGCUGCUGUGUGUGCUGGAGGCAAAGAAUCCCUACCUCCUAGGGGUGAAAGGAAAUGAAAAUGGAAAGUUCUUGUAGCGCAAGGCCUGACAUGGGUAGCUGCUCAAUAAAUGCUAGUGUGUUAUUUCA